Molecule: messenger RNA, 1695 nt
Organism: Rana temporaria (common frog)
Lineage: Eukaryota; Metazoa; Chordata; Amphibia; Anura; Ranidae
Product: transmembrane protein 229B-like
Exons: 2
Coding region: 921-1436 (171 amino acids)
Source: RefSeq, a predicted model, not a curated record
UCCCCCUUUUCUCAUGGGAAAGCAGCAGGGCGGGCAGUUUUAAGGCUCCCCUUGAGAAGCCUGCUAUAGCUCUCAAGGUCUCACCUGGUGCUCACAUGGCCUAGGAGAGUUAAAAAACGUGACUUUCCCGGGCUUUGAGAGAACACCUGGUGCUCACAUGGCCUGGGAAAGGUUUACACAUGAUUUUCCCGGGCUUUUAGGGAUACUGGGGGAUUGUUCCAGUUCUAUCCAGCCAGGUCCAGUACUAGUUAGGGCUAUAAAAGAAGGGGUUCCGUUCCGUUGAUUCAGUCGCCUCAGAGGACAGGAUCUGUGGUGUCCUAGGAGUUAUCUCCAUUGGACAAACAGGGUCCUCUGAGGCCAGAAGAUGAGUCUGCUGAGGCGGCUGAUUGAACGGGCGGGCGAAGGAGGAUUGUCUUGACCUACCUCAAGCUCCGUUAUAGAGGUUCCGGUGGGAGCUACAUCGGCUGCUGUGGGACCUGGUGUUCCAGUGGCUGAAGGCGGAUCGUUGGCGGGUGGAUUCCCCAUCGGUGAGCCCAUGUUGUGCCCGGAAGAAGAUGAAGCCGUUCCGGUUCCAAGUCGCAGGAGAAGCAGCAGCGUCACCUCUGCAGGAAGGAGUGUGGCUCAGAAGAGAAGACGCGCCCCCCCCGAGAAGACACUCCCCUUCUCCACCAAGAUCGACGGCAUCCAGGAGAGCUGAGUGGUCCUCCCAGGGUCACGGCAGCACAACGAGAGGAGCGGCUGGAGGCGUGGCUAGUGCGUCUUCUAGAUCCGAGGUGGGAGGAAUCUCGGCCGAGGGUUCGGCUGGAGGUGUGGCCGGCAGAGGAAGCGGAUCAAGAGGCGGCGCUUCAGCGCUGAGUUCCCGCAGGAGAGUUCAUCGCCAUGGCAACGCUUGAUGCCCAUAGGAGAUCCGCUGCUGAAUCAUGAGACGGAUCGGCUCCAGUGGUGCAGACAAGCCAGCAGGCUCAGCAACAAAGGAAUGGUACUACCUGGUCAUGGGAUCUGUAGAGCCCUUGGGCCUUCUCUUCCGCUUGUACAUCUACUCCAUCCAUGGGUACGUGUGUGAAGUGCUCUUCACAGCUUUCUUGGACUUUACUGCCAACAGAGACUGGAGGUUUCGGGGUGUCUCCAGUGUUUGGGCGCUGUUCAUCUAUGGAGUAGCCAUGUUGGGUAUAGAGUACAUGUACUUGUAUCUGAGGUUUCAUUGCAGCUUCCUUCUCCGCGCCGUUCUCUACACUUUUUGGGUGUACUUUUGUGAGUUCAGUUCUGGAUGGAUACUGAGAUGUAUGAGAGCCUGCCCUUGGGACUAUAGUCACUACCGAUACAACUUUAAGGGCCUGGUGACCUUAGAGUAUGCUCCCUUCUGGCUAUUAGGAGUUGUCGUUUUAGAGAAAUAUCUGAUUUGGUACACACUUCACUUGCGUCUGGAUGGAAGCUGAAAAGGAAACAAAGGCAGAAUCCCUGAAGGCUUUUAAUGAGUGGAUAAAGACCUCACUUGUGAAAAGGAAUUGUUGAUUUGUGCAAUACUUUGAAUUUUUUGUUUACAAUGGAUUCAUGUGGACUACAAUAACAGUACAUCUAUUAAAAAAAGACAAUACGUUGCAUUUUUCCUAAUUUGUUGGAACGUCACUAAACUAUCCAGAGACUAGUUCAUAUCUGAAUAUCAUAACAUUAAAUCGGAGCUCCUGUAUGGGCAAA